Messenger RNA from Gigantopelta aegis, 1222 nucleotides. RefSeq lists its product as uncharacterized. The transcript is spliced from 4 exons. NCBI's taxonomy places the organism in Eukaryota, Metazoa, Mollusca, Gastropoda, Neomphalida, Peltospiridae. The coding region runs from base 658 to 1125 and encodes 155 amino acids. The record is from RefSeq and is a predicted model, not a curated record.
CUGUAGACCGAUGGCUUAACCACAACGCCACCGAGGCCGGUCGCAGAAAACCAAGCCGAAGCUUGUGGCUCGAGACGGAUUUUCAUACGUUCAUAAAGUAUUUACAUUUUAAUAACAUAACUCUUUCUGGUUGUUUUCUUGUGUGUAAUUAAUUACAUAAUAACAAUUAAAAAACAAAACAAAACCACAACAAAAUUCUAAGAUGACCACUGGUAAUUAUUGUAUUUAUUGUAUUUAGUUAUUGGUAUUUAUUUGCGUGUUAUUCUACAAAGUUUCACCUCUGUAUUUACUAAUAUUUUCUGUUAUUAUUAAUAUUAUUUUCUAGUCUGUAACUGAAAAAACGAUCUACUGGCGAUGCAGCGUGAUGAACAAAACAAUGCAUUGCAAAGCAUCGUUUUACAGUGCAGACAAUCAAAUGAGUUUAAAGCGGGGAAAAUAUCGCACUGUCACACAGAGGUGCCAGGAAAACUUACAUCAAUACAAGUGCGACAGAAAAUUGUUCAAACUUUCCUGCCGGAUGCAUUUCUUCAUGGAGACAUCAAAAUAAAGGGAGAACGCCAUCUUCUAUUUGCCACGGACAGACAGCUUGCCAAACUGGCACUGGCACAGCAAUGAGCAUAUCGUGAAAACCAUUUUGUUUUCAAGUUCAUUAGGUUGAUGGCACUGCCAUUCAUGCCGGCGUCACACAUCCGACCCAUAUCCCGGCAGCUGAAACAGAAGGCUCCUGAUGGAAAGCUCAGCGACCUGUAUGUGUAUAUGGAGCGACAGUGGAUGGCGAAUAGCAUCUUUAAAGUAGCUUCUGUGUUCAACCAGACCACAAGAACAAACAACCAUGUCGAAGGUUGGCACCACAGAAUAAAUAUCAAAGCUGGCGAGCAGCAGCUCGGUAUUUACAAGUUGAUACCCUGCCUGUAUCAAGAGGCAACACUACUGCCAGUCCAGUCCAAGUUGAUGCAGGAGAGGAAGACUGGACGUCAUUUCCGGACAUCUGUAUGCAGAAGCCAGCAGGAGCUCUUCCACAACUGGACACAAUAUAAAGAUGGUGACAUGAGUCCUGCUGAGCUUCUGAACGCUUGCGCCCAAUUAAAUGGACCUACGCGUUCUGAAGGGUCCAGCCAGCAGUGAAAUUUAAAUUCAGUGACUUUAUUUCUUUAUAAUGAGCUCUUGUGUGUGUAUAUUAUAUUUUGAUUAUCGUAUGCAGAUAAUAUAGUGUUAUUGAGCU